This is a messenger RNA of Dothidotthia symphoricarpi CBS 119687, 1591 nucleotides long. Its product is annotated as RAI1-domain-containing protein. NCBI's taxonomy places the organism in Eukaryota, Fungi, Ascomycota, Dothideomycetes, Pleosporales, Dothidotthiaceae. Gene Ontology annotation, biological process: NAD-cap decapping; nuclear-transcribed mRNA catabolic process. The record is from RefSeq and is a predicted model, not a curated record. Gene Ontology annotation, molecular function: mRNA 5'-diphosphatase activity. Gene Ontology annotation, cellular component: nucleus; cytosol. The transcript is spliced from 3 exons. Bases 113 to 1591 code for a protein of 492 amino acids.
ACGCGUCUUUUCACGUGUCAAAGUACUGACAUGUUCAUUCUAGUUACCUCCCGCGCCUCCAAGUUGCCUGCAGUGUUCAGACGUAUCGGAAAUCGCGAACCAGCAUCCCCGCAUGAGGACGAGCAACCCACCAAUCACUCCGGACUUCCCCCCUCCCAACACCACAAUCAGCACACCAAUGUCUGAACAAAGACAAGACGUUGAUCCGGCUGCUGUAUCUGCUGCCCUAAAUCUCCCGUCAAAACCACCAAGCCCAACCCCGGACGCAGAAGACGCAUCGCCUCCCAGGAAACGCCCAAGGACUCGCGCUCCUCCGCAAGCAGAUAUACCAGCUCCGAAACCCACAGUCCAUGAGCCAAUAGCUCCCGCACCAAAACAAUAUGUUCAACCUCCGACUUCUCCAUCGCAACAUGAAACCCACCGCUUCCCUAUCCAGCCGCUCCACCGUUUCCACGGCGCCUCAGCAACUAUAAAGCGGCCUCGCGAAGUCGCACACUUUUCAUACGACGACAAUCAUGAAUAUCGGGAUGAUGAGUCGAGCAUAAACUACUAUGUUCCACCACCACUGGGCGCGGACCUGAAGGAAGGCUUCGACACGUUCCGGCAUCAUGAGGACAAGGAAGAUCAGCAUUUGGACAGCCUGCUGCAGGCCUUGAUGGAGAAGGAGCAGAAAGAGGGGAGUGACAAGAGGGUCAAGGCGGAUUUUGUUACCUGGAGAGGCAUGAUGACGAAGAUCCUAACCGCCCCCUUCGACCACUUCGCCGAAUUCAACAUGUUCGCAACCCUCCACGACUCCACAAUCUACAUCGAAGAAGACUUCCCCUCCCGUUUUGCCGCCCGCGCCGCCGAAUCAUCCCACCCACCCCCUCGCUCCCACCACCCAGACCCACAAUCCCAGUCCCGCGAAAUGAUGACAUACUGGGGCUACAAGUUCGAAACCCUCUCGCUAAUCCCCACCCCGCCAUCCUCCACCACCCCAGAGCAAAUCCGCGUCCACCAACGCGCCGUAACAUCCAACCACGCGCAGCACUGCUCCAUAGUAAGCACCUCCUUCGGCCCCCACAGCCUACUCCUAGGCGGCGAAGUCGACGGCCUCCUGGCGCCUAAACCCGCAAAUCCCGACGAACAAGUGCAAUGGGUCGAGCUCAAGACUACGGAGGAACUGCCCCCGCCGCAGCGCCAGCAACACCGCGAUAUCCUCAAGUUCGAGCGCAAGCUGCUCAAGUUCUGGGCGCAGUCUUUCCUGCUCGGCGUGCCCAAGGUUGUGGUUGGGUUUCGGAGUAAGACCGGCAUUCUGCGCGGCCUGCAGACUUUCAAUACGCAUGAGAUCCCGGGGAUGGUGAGGCGCGGGACGGGAUGUUGGGACGGGAAUGUGUGUAUUAAUUUCGCGGCGGGCUUUUUGGGCUGGCUUAAGGAGGUGGUUCAGGGGGAGGGCGUGUAUAGUGUUGUGUUGAGGAGGAAGAGCGGUGUUGUGGAGGUUACGAGGGUGGGCGAUGGGACGGGGAAUAUUGUGAGUGAGGAGUUUUUGGCGUGGAGGCGGGCGGGGGAUGAGGGGGAUGAGGGAGAGGAUGGCGGAGGGGCUCGUAGCUGA